This is a messenger RNA of Daucus carota subsp. sativus, 841 nucleotides long. Its product is annotated as organelle RRM domain-containing protein 1, chloroplastic. The transcript is spliced from 4 exons. The record is from RefSeq and is a predicted model, not a curated record. Bases 158 to 601 code for a protein of 147 amino acids. Gene Ontology annotation, cellular component: cytoplasm. Gene Ontology annotation, molecular function: mRNA binding. NCBI's taxonomy places the organism in Eukaryota, Viridiplantae, Streptophyta, Magnoliopsida, Apiales, Apiaceae.
ACCCACCCAAACGCCCAACCAGUCAACUCAAAAAAAAUACUGUACGCAACCUAGGCUACUCCAUCCGAACUCUGAAAGAUCCGACCCACUUCCAAAACCCUAAUUAAAGUUAUUAAACCCCUAAAUUUCCUCUUUUGCUCAUUUUGUACACAAAAUCAUGGCUACAACAACAAACAUAUGGUUGAAUCUUGGUAGUAUAAGCACUCCCCGGCAGCCUAAAUUUCAUAAAGUUAAACCCCUUAAAGCCUCUCUCUUUGACUUCCCGCUUGCUAGCAAAAUCAUGGUCAGAAAUUUAUCGUUUUCUACCACUGAAAGUUGUUUGGAGAAAGAAUUUUCAAACUUUGGUGAGAUAGCUGAAGCAGUUAAGAUAGUCAAGGAUGAAGUCAGAAAGAGAUCGAAAGGGUAUGCUUUUAUUCAAUAUAGUAGUCAGGAGGCAGCUUUGCAAGCUCUGGAAAACAUGGACCGAAAAUAUGUUGAUGGUAGACUGAUAUAUGUUGAUUUAGCAAAGCUUGAUAAGCAUUCAUAUUACAGACCCCCUAUAACCUCAGGACCUCCGGAAGGGAAAAUGACAGCUACCAGGCGUGAGGAACAGAACGAAUAAUUAUGCAAUCGCAUUGUCUAUUUUUCAGUCUCAGCUAGCAGCAGAAACAAUGGGACAAAAUUUGCUAGUGCAUUCUCAAGUCUUGAAACACAACAUUUACACCUGAUAUAGAGAGUUAUAUUCUGAUUUACACAAAAUUGUUGAUUGAACAAUUUGUAAAGAAGUGAUAGCAAUUGUGACCAAAUGCAAGUCUUACAUUUUUUUAAAUUAGUAUAUAUCUACUUGUAAUGGUGAUUUUAA